Messenger RNA from Lobosporangium transversale, 2633 nucleotides. RefSeq lists its product as hypothetical. The transcript has 8 exons. Bases 34 to 2595 code for a protein of 853 amino acids. NCBI's taxonomy places the organism in Eukaryota, Fungi, Mortierellomycota, Mortierellomycetes, Mortierellales, Mortierellaceae. The record is from RefSeq and is a predicted model, not a curated record.
AACACGAAGCCCUUAUAACCUUCAAUUGCUGCAAUGUCUAAUUUUGACAAUGGCGCAGAACUAGAACUUGCACAAAAGUUUAAGGAAAAGGUGCUUGCUAGAAAGCGAGGAGCGGGGACUCGUCAGCCCAAGUUUCGUGGAUUCAGCAUUGAAAAGGCCACAGAUAUAGCCCAAGCGACAACGAUAUCAGGAAUAGAAAUUGGGAGAAAUGCCCUUGCCCCACAAACCUCUUCCACAGCAACUGCGGCUCCCCAGCAAGCCGAAACAACAGCACUGCCUAACUUUGAAAAUGUCAAAAAUGGGCCCAGAAUGUCAACCAACAUAGAAGGAUUGAAUGAAAAAUAUAAGGAACGACUCAAAGCGCGCUUUAGAGGAGCAGGAGCUCAUCAAUCGGAUUUUAGAGGCUUUACGCUUAAACCAACAAAAGAUUCAGAUCGCGGAGCAACUGGAAGACUACCAGGGACUAUGCUAUCACCAAAGCUAACAAGGGAGACAUCAGAAAGAGCGCAUGACUUGCGAAGGCCUGAAUCAGAUAUAGGGAAAUCUGAUUUCCAACGACCUUCGUUGGAUAUCCGGAAUGCCCAUACCUCAGCUCAGCUCGAGCUUUCACAGGCGUUAAACAGCCUUUCAAUUGACAAAGAUUCAGCAGCAAGGAGAGCCUCAAGAGCUUCAUCAUUAGCGAAUGGAUCUCGUCGUCCUACACCAAUCCUAAACCUUCUUAAGGAUACUCGUACACCUGCCUUCUCGGUACCUAUAUCCUCACCCUCCUCCAUUCCAAACCCAUCUACAGACAGUCAACGAGUAGUGUCAGUAGGAACUGGUGCAGAUUCAUCAAGGCUUACCACCACACAAGCCCCUAGUAUUAAGCAAGCUUGGAGCACCAAUCGCAUGAGUGGAAUAUCACCUAACUCUCAAAGUGAGUCGAGCAGAGACAAGGCAAUUACUUCAUCUGAUAGCACCCAACACUCUGAGGAGUCCUCAGGAAGAGUAUUAGGAACCACAUUCGAUCGGCGACCUGUUAUUGAGGAUACUAUUGAUGAUACAGGGUUUACAGAUGAUUAUGGUGUUCAUGAUCCUAUACCAGAGCUAAUCCAAAAAAACAUAACACCAGCACAGACCCACAAUGAUCUCAAAAGGACCUCCAUUUCGGCCACACCCUCAGACAAAACAAAUAUAUCGACUCGCAGGGAUGAUGUAGGAUCGAUCAAGCGUCGGCGUCUCAUUCUGGAAGAAGAACCUGAUGAAAAUGAAGACCCAUCACCUAUCUAUCACAAUAAAAUGUCAGUCAAACCAAUGGCAACUAGCAGCCUAAAGAAAAAAUUCGCAUUGCCCGAAAAGAUGUUGCGCAGGGAGAAAUUCGUUAAUAUAGACGCAGCUAAAGCGCCAAAACCCAAGGAUGUAAAUCGUAUAGCUCCAGCAUCAUUAGCGCUAACAUCAGCACCAGGGAAAGGGGCUUCUACUUUGAAUGAUCCAAAGCCUCUUCGGCAAGCAACCCUGGUGCAACUAUCAUCUAGGCCAUUAGGGCCAGAACAUGGCGCCACGAUAGCCCGUUCAGUAUUUUUACAGCAGCAGUCUUCAGCAAUGGAUACAAAUGACAAUGAGAGCGAUAUUGAGGAGACCAUAACCAAGGCAAUGAAAUUGGAUGAAGAGCACAAAAAUGAUGAUUCACUAUUAUUGACGAAAAAAGCGAAAGGGAGCAGGAAAGGUAUCUCUGAUCAAACGGUGGAAAACUUUAAACAACUUCAGAUCCACUGUCUCAAGUUUGGAGGCUCCUUUAACCGUGCUAGUCGCCCUGCCACUGAUGCCAACAAGGAGAGGACCAAAGAAUCGCCUAUGGAAGAGGAUCCUAUGGAUCAUGACAAGGAGACGCCAUCCGCACAGGAGGCAAUUCAGAGCAUCUUGGAAAUCGACAAUGCCCCACUCAGCGAGAUGGAUGUCAUCGCAGAAGCUGUUAGGGAUGUUGCAGAUAAGUUUAUAGAAACAAUUGACGAACCCAGUUUGAAGCAAGAAUUGUUGACACUCCGUGAAAAUAUGGAAACACUUUUGAUUGAACAGGUUGAUACGUUGGAUGAUUACACUCUCCUGAAGGCUUCUGCGCGAAAAGCUGCUGCCCUAAAGAAGGAGCUACGGACACGGCUGUUAGAAACACAGAGACGGCGGCAGAAGACGAGGGAAGAACUCAAGCGCGUGCGAGUCAAAUUUGAGAGGGAAGAAAGAGUUAGACGACGAUUAGAGGACACCCAUACCUUUUUGGCUGACCUGGAGGCAUUACGGGAUCAAGUGGUAGGCUCGGAUGAUGAAGAGGAUAAGGAAGAUGAUCGCGUGGAUAUUUUGAAGACUGGUCUUCAAAGUAUGGCCGCUACAGUUGGAAGGCGUUGCGGUAGUAGCAACAGCAGCAACAGUGGCACUAUUGAUAAGAACAAGGGUAUACAGUCAGGAAUGCUAGGUACACUUGAGGAGUUUAAUGAGCUGUUGGAGUCGAUGGAGAAGAGUCUUCGGACUAUGCCUCUGAUCACCUACUCACAAAAGCUUAGCACAUCAAGGUUCAGUGAUGAUGACGAGGAACCGGACUUGGAUGAUCUUGUUAAUUUUUGAGUCUUUUGAUCCGACCUCAUUUCACGCUAAAGUAGUGU